AUGGAAGUAAUUGAACCAGAAAAAGAAAGCACAGGAAAGAAACGGCGUUGUGAUAUAUGUCAAAAGGAAAUAACACAUAUGAAAAAACAUGUGAUGACUCAUACCGGUGAAAAGCCGUAUAGUUGUCCAGUAUGCAAGAGAAAUUUCACUCAAUCCUGCCAUAUAAAAAAUCAUAUGAUGACUCAUACUGGUGAAAAGCCGUAUAGUUGUUCGAUAUGCAAAAAGAAUUUUAUUCAGUCCAGCAGUAUGAAAGCACAUAUGGUGGUUCAUACCGGUGAGAAGCCGUACAGUUGUUCCAUAUGCAAAAAGAAUUUCGCUGAUCUCUGUAAUAUGAAAAGGCAUAAGAAGACUCAUACCGGUGAAAAGCCGUAUAGUUGUUCAGUAUGCAAGAGAAAUUUCACUCAAUCCUGCCAUAUAAAAAAUCAUAUGAUGACUCAUACUGGUGAAAAACCUCAUAGUUGUCCACUAUGCAAGAGAAAUUUCACUCAGUUCGGGGAUAUGAAAAAACAUGUGAUGAUUCAUACUGGUGAAAAGCCGUACAGUUGUUCGAUAUGCAAAAAGAAUUUUAUUCAGUCCAGCAGUAUGAAAUCACAUAUGAUGAUUCAUACCAGUGAAAAGCCGCACAGUUGUUCGAUAUGCAAAAGGAAUUUCGGUGAUCUCCGUAAUAUGAAAAGACAUAUGACGAAUCAUGCUGGUGAAAAGCCGUACAGUUGUUCGAUAUGCAAAAAGAAUUUCACUCGGUCUGACAGUAUGAAAUCACAUAUGAUGAUUCAUACGGGUGAAAGCCGUAUAGUUGUUUGA
Molecule: messenger RNA, 801 nt
Organism: Toxoplasma gondii ME49
Lineage: Eukaryota; Apicomplexa; Conoidasida; Eucoccidiorida; Sarcocystidae
Product: zinc finger, c2h2 type family protein
Exons: 1
Coding region: 1-801 (266 amino acids)
Biological process (GO): regulation of DNA-templated transcription
Molecular function (GO): DNA-binding transcription factor activity, RNA polymerase II-specific; RNA polymerase II cis-regulatory region sequence-specific DNA binding
Source: RefSeq, a predicted model, not a curated record